AUGAUAGAGAACAAAUUUCAAUUAGUUAGAGAAAUUGGCUAAGGUUCGACUGGCUCAGUUUGGAUUUCCAAGAUUCCUCAGUUCUAGAAUCGACAAUUUUAGAAGAGGUUAUCUAGCUAUAGAAGUUUUAGGACCCUCUUUGAAGAAAAUAUUAUAACAUUCAAAACAUAGAAUUUCUACUCAAACAAUGCUCUAACUAGGCAUUUAACUGGGUUUGUUCACAGAGAUUUGAAGCCAGAUAAUAUUUUGCUACGAAGCUUUGAUUAUUCAUCUCCUGAAUCAUCGUUAAUAAGUUUAAUUGACUUCAGUGCAUCUCAGAGUUAUCUUUGUGAAAAUGGCUAGCAUGUCUAAAAUGAAAGAUAAUCUACAUUCAACGGUAAUUUUGUCUUUAGCAGCAUUUAUCAAAUGCUUGGCCACAGUCCUUCUAGAAAAGAUGAUCUCUUAUCAAUAUUUUAUUUGCUACUCUAUUUAAAAGAUGGUUCGCUUCCAUGGGUUAUAAAAUAAGGGGACGGAAAAAUAAAAUAGAUGUCUUUUGAUUAAGUGAGAAAGGCUAAGUAGGAUUUUCAUAGUUUAAUUAAAAUGAAGAGCCAAACCUUGGGUUAUGGACUGGAGCAAGGUAUCAUCAAAUUGGUUUAAUAGAAUGGAAGAAUUUUCAGAACAAUUUAAGUACUUUGA
Stylonychia lemnae is the source of this 675-nucleotide messenger RNA. The record is from the annotation of a GenBank genome assembly. Lineage: Eukaryota; Ciliophora; Spirotrichea; Sporadotrichida; Oxytrichidae.